AUGAUAGUGAUCAAGGGCACUCGAACAGUACGGUACGCACAAUCUCUGUUGACCAGCUUCGAGGGGACUGACGGCGACCUGCCCUCGAGCGUUGACAGGACAUUGGACGAUGCCGAUCAGCCGAAGCGAGCACAGUCUGACAGGACCAACGAACGAACGGUGCCACGGUCCAGCCGCCACUCGAUGCGCCACCGAGGCUUUUCAUCUGCCAUCGCGCACAUCAUGCAGCGCUAG
Pseudozyma hubeiensis SY62 is the source of this 234-nucleotide messenger RNA. RefSeq lists its product as hypothetical. Bases 1 to 234 code for a protein of 77 amino acids. The record is from RefSeq and is a predicted model, not a curated record. The transcript has a single exon. NCBI's taxonomy places the organism in Eukaryota, Fungi, Basidiomycota, Ustilaginomycetes, Ustilaginales, Ustilaginaceae.